Molecule: messenger RNA, 204 nt
Organism: Didymodactylos carnosus
Lineage: Eukaryota; Metazoa; Rotifera; Eurotatoria; Philodinida; Philodinidae
Source: the annotation of a GenBank genome assembly
AUGUCAAUCAUGAAUUCAUUUGUCAAUGAUAUCUUUGAACGUAUCGCUGCUGAGUCAAGUCGUUUAUCACAUUAUAAUAAACGUUCCACAAUUUCAUCUCGUGAAAUUCAAACAGCUGUUCGAUUAUUAUUGCCUGGUGAAUUGGCUAAACAUGCCGUCUCAGAAGGUACAAAAGCUGUGACGAAGUAUACAAGUGCGAAGUAA